This is a messenger RNA of Dipodomys ordii (Ord's kangaroo rat), 1000 nucleotides long. RefSeq lists its product as uncharacterized. The record is from RefSeq and is a predicted model, not a curated record. The coding region runs from base 1 to 846 and encodes 281 amino acids. NCBI's taxonomy places the organism in Eukaryota, Metazoa, Chordata, Mammalia, Rodentia, Heteromyidae. The transcript is spliced from 2 exons.
AUGGCAGCUCGCACACCUCAAGCUACUUAUCCAGUUAAAGGGUGGCUUCACUUGUCCACAUUACAAACUGACUUGGGACAAUGUAUUACCUGCAGAAAGUUCACUUGGGAAGAAUUACUGUCGAGAGCCCAUCCCAGUGGAGUAACUGUAGCCACAAUGGUCAGUGGCUUCUUCAUCUCUGUCCUCCGUGAGAGCCUGAAAGCCUGUCUCACACGGGCAGGGCAACUGCUGUCAGACAUUGAGGCUGCAGUUGGCAAUCUAUCAGUAACUGAGCUCCGUGUUUUGGAAGCGGUUGUGACACAUGAUCUGACUGCCGCCUUGGCCCGACAUCCCAAUGUCCGGGGCUAUAACUAUGAUGAAGAUUUUGAAGAUGAUGGUCUCUAUGGCCAGUCUGUAAAGGAUGAUUAUUGUAUUUCUCCAUCAACAGCUGCUCAGUUUAUUUACUCACGACGUGACAAACCUGUAGAAUAUGAUUAUGAAGAACUGAAAGACUCUCCCAAUUCUUAUUUGAACCACCAGCUAAGUGAAAUUGACCAAGCUUGUCUUUAUUCAUGCCUUGAUCACAUGAGAGAGGUACUGGGAGAUGCUGUGUCAGAUGAAAUACUGGUUGAAGCAAUUUUGAAGAACAAGUUUGAUGUGCAGAAGGCCUUGUCCAUGGUUCUGGAACAAGAUAAUGUACAGAAGUUGAAGGACAAGAGUGAGAAAGCAGUAGCCACAGGGAAGAUAGCAAAAGGUAAGGAGUCUUAUUUCCUUCCUUUGAAGCUUCAGCUGAUAAUGUUCAAAGUUCUUAUCAUCAACCAGAGAAUCAUUUGGAUUGGAAUAGCAAAUGUGAUUUUUCUAGCUUAGGAGCAAAGAAUGGAUCAUAUCAUGCUUCAGUUGUUCCCAGUAACCAUUCACUUCAUAGGAAAAAAAAAACUUGACAGACCUAAAAUUGAAAAGAAACUAGAAUCAUGUAAGUUACCAAAAGAGCUUUCAUUCGCUGACCUACUUCAUGAUAUGC